AUGGGCUUUUACGUGCCUCACGCUCGCUGUUUUGUGAAGACGGGGCUUGGGGAUAGGAUUGCUAUGGUUUUUGUUCGGUGGCUUGGGAAGAGUACUCUGGGGUUGUCUUAUGGGUUGGUUUUGAGUGAAGCCGCCAUUUCGCCCGCCAUGCCGAGCACUACGGCGCGGGCCGGAGGAAUUUUCUUGCCCAUUAUUAAGUCCUUGGCGGUCGGUGCUGAUAGUAGGCCCAAGGACGGAUCGGCUAGGAAGCUUGGAGCAUAUCUCAUUCAAUCCCAGAAUCAGUCUGCCAGUAACUCGAGUGCUCUUUUCCUGACAGCUGCAGCUCAAAACAUGCUGUGUGUUAAAUUAGCUGACAGUAUUGGUGUGAAAAUACCAAAUCGAUGGGUCACUUGGCUCAAGGCAUCUAGCAUACCUGCGUUGAUCUCGCUUUCUGCAACUCCGUUCAUCCUAUAUAAGAUCUUUCCCCCUGAAAUGAAAGCCACACCUGAUGCUCCUGCCAUGGCCAAGAGGAAAUUGGAGCAAAUGGGUCAUGUCAAAAGAGACGAAUGGCUGAUGGUGGGAACCAUGCUGCUGACAGUUGCAUUAUGGAUUUCAGGAGAGGCUCUUGGCAUGAGUAGUGUUAUUGCCGCUAUGCUGGGUUUGUCAAUACUUCUGCUGUUAGGAGUACUUGAUUGGGAAGAUUGUUUAAGCGAGAAGCAAGCAUGGGAUACCCUGACUUGGUUUGGAGUUCUAGUCGGCAUGGCUACUCAAUUAACAGCUCUUGGUGUUGUACCCUGGAUGUCUAAAUGUGUGGCCAACUUACUUAAAUCUCUUUCAGUGAGCUGGUUUGGUGCAUUUUGUAUCCUUCAGACAGCGUACUUCUUUAUCCACUAUCUAUUUGCAAGUCAAACUGCACAUGUUGGAGCUCUAUACUCGAUAUUUCUCGGAAUGCACGUGGCAUCCCAAGUUCCUGGUUUGUUGGCAGCUUUGGCUUUGGGAUACAACACGAAUCUUUUUGGUGCACUGACACAUUAUAGCAGUGGUCAGGCUGCUGUUUACUAUGGAGCUGGUUAUGUAGAACUCUGCGACGUUUUUAAAUUGGGAAUUGCAAUGGCCCUUAUUAACAUUGUGAUAUGGGGAUUAACUGGAGCUGCUUGGUGGAAAAUUUUAGGUCUUUAUUGA
Molecule: messenger RNA, 1161 nt
Organism: Fraxinus pennsylvanica
Lineage: Eukaryota; Viridiplantae; Streptophyta; Magnoliopsida; Lamiales; Oleaceae
Source: the annotation of a GenBank genome assembly